AUGCCGAUGCCUAAUGGUGGCAGGACUGAAUCCAAGGCCACCACUCUCUGGGCCGUCAACGAGCUGGCCGGUACGCUCCCAAAGUUGCUGCAGGAUAAAAUUCGGUUGUCACGAUACUACACAAGGACGACGGAUAGCAUCACGAUCCAAGCACAGACACAGCGUAGCCGAAGUGCCAAUGCUGCCGACAAUCAGAAGAAGAUGUAUGAAGAGGUGCUGAAAAUGUACGACGAAGCCGUGCCUGGAGAUUCAAGCCCAGAAAAUGCACGAAAAUAUAAACUGGUGUAG
This is a messenger RNA of Grosmannia clavigera kw1407, 288 nucleotides long. RefSeq lists its product as uncharacterized. The coding region runs from base 1 to 288 and encodes 95 amino acids. The transcript has a single exon. The record is from RefSeq and is a predicted model, not a curated record. NCBI's taxonomy places the organism in Eukaryota, Fungi, Ascomycota, Sordariomycetes, Ophiostomatales, Ophiostomataceae.